AUGGCGUCGGCCUGUGGGCCCUCGGACUUGGCGGACUCCGGAGCGUCCCCGCCUGGCCCGGGAGUCCUAGCGGCGGAGGCUGAGGAGGAGGAACAAGAGGUGGUGCGAGUCCGAGUGGAGAAACGCGAGGGCUCUUUGCCACCUGAGCUGCGCUCUUUUGCUGUUGACCCCCAGAUCACCUCGCUCGACGUGUUGCAGCACAUCCUCCUCCGAGCGUUCGCCUUGAAUGGGAAGAACUUUGGCGUCAGCUACCUGGGCCUGGAUUGGCUGGGGCAGGACGUUUACCUCUCUCUCCUGUCUGACUGGGACCUCAGCACAGCCUUCGCCACUGCCUCCAAACCUUACCUGCAGCUGCGUGUAGACGUUCAGCCCACGGAGGACAGCCUGCUGCUGGAAGACUGGGACAUAAUCAACCCCAAGGAGGUCACUGGCUCGGACGCGCUGCUGCCUGAGAAACGGUCAUCACUGACAACCGCUGCCGUGCCCUUCACACAGUCCGUCCUCGCUCAGGUGGGCCGCACCUUGUCUAGGAUCCAGCAGGUGCUGAGCUGGUCAUGUGGGAAGGAUGUCAAGCCCUUCAGGCCACCCCUGAGCGAUGCUGAGUUCCACACAUACCUGAACCGCGAGGGCCAGCUCUCCUGCCCCGAGGAGCUGCGCCUGCGGAUCUACCAUGGUGGUGUGGAGCCGUCCCUGAGAAAGGUGGUGUGGCAGUACCUGCUGAAUGUGUACCCAGACGGGCUCACCCGCCGCCAGCAGACGGACUACAUGCAACGCAAGGAUCGGGAAUACAGGCAGCUUAAGAGCCAGUGGGCUCAGAGAGCAAGCCCUGAGGACCUGGAAUUCCUCCGCAGCAUGGUCCUCAGGGAUGUGCUGCGCACGGACCGGGCCCACCCCUACUACGCGGGACCUGAGGAUGGCCCACACCUGCGGGCACUGCACGACCUGCUCACCACCUAUGCUGUUACCCACCCACAGGUGUCCUACCGCCAAGGCAUGAGUGACCUUGCCUCGCCCAUCCUUGCCGUCAUGGACCACGAAGGCCAUGCCUUCGUCUGCUUUUGUGCCAUCAUGAAACGCCUGGCCACGAACUUUCAUCCUGAUGGCCGGGCCAUGGCCACCAAGUUCGCCCACCUCAAGCUGCUGCUGCGACACUCUGACCCUGACUUCUACCAGUAUCUGCAAAAAGCUGGUGCCCAUGAUCUCCUCUUCUGUUACCGCUGGCUGCUGCUGGAGCUGAAGCGCGAGUUCGCCUUUGAUGAUGCUCUCCACAUGCUUGAGGUCACCUGGAGUUCGCUGCCUCCAGAUCCUCCUGAACAUGAGGUGGAGCUAGUGGGAUCCCCCAACCUAAUGGCAGACACUGGCUUCAGUGGCCAUCAGGGGCAGAGGCAUGUUUUGAGGCCUGCUGGUGGGAGAGGCAGUGCUUUUGAAGAUGCAGUUGACCACUUGGUCAUAACCAGCCAGGGACCUGAUGGUGGGGGGUGUCUCCUGAGACAAGCCAGUCUGGAUGACCUCCAGCGAUUCAGGGAUAACACCCAGCCCAGGAAGGACUCUCUGAUCCAGCUGCCCCAUUCAGCUGCCCUCAUCAGCUCCAAGUCCCUCUCUGAACCCUUGCUUAACUCCUCAGACCCACGACUCUCCUCUUCUUCCCACCCUGAUUCCCCAUCCUCCUCGUCUCUGCCAUCCUCUUGGGAGGUUUCUCCUGCUGGUGAUGUGGCUGCAGGAUCCCCCUUGAUGCCAGAGGUGGGCUAUUCACAUGACCCUGGGAAAUCCCUGCCACCACCUCAGGAGUUUGGCCAAGGGAACCCAUUCAUGCUCUUCAUCUGCCUCGCCAUCUUGCUAGAGCACCGUGAUCAGAUUAUGAGAAAUGGAUUGGAUUACCAUGAGCUGGCCAUGCACUUUGACCGCCUGGUGGGAAAACACCACCUGGGGCGUGUCCUCCACCGGGCCAAGGCUCUAUUCGCUGAUUACCUGCAGUCAUAG
Molossus molossus (Pallas's mastiff bat) is the source of this 1980-nucleotide messenger RNA. Its product is annotated as TBC1 domain family member 25-like. Gene Ontology annotation, cellular component: autophagosome. Gene Ontology annotation, molecular function: GTPase activator activity. Gene Ontology annotation, biological process: regulation of autophagosome maturation; activation of GTPase activity. The coding region runs from base 1 to 1980 and encodes 659 amino acids. Lineage: Eukaryota; Metazoa; Chordata; Mammalia; Chiroptera; Molossidae. The record is from RefSeq and is a predicted model, not a curated record. The transcript has a single exon.